This is a messenger RNA of Cololabis saira (Pacific saury), 1819 nucleotides long. RefSeq names its product methyl-CpG binding domain protein 4 (gene mbd4). Gene Ontology annotation, cellular component: nucleus. Bases 226 to 1638 code for a protein of 470 amino acids. NCBI's taxonomy places the organism in Eukaryota, Metazoa, Chordata, Actinopteri, Beloniformes, Belonidae. The record is from RefSeq and is a predicted model, not a curated record. Gene Ontology annotation, molecular function: pyrimidine-specific mismatch base pair DNA N-glycosylase activity; DNA binding. Gene Ontology annotation, biological process: DNA repair. The transcript is spliced from 8 exons.
CCCUACGGCGUAGGGGUCUGCGUCGAUUUAACGCGGAACCAUAAUUCAGGCUUUAUAUCGGACAACCCGAAAACGAAGAAAGAAGCGUAGAAGACCCGAGCUGCACAUCAUAUUUUCAGAAGUCAAGUAAAUGUGACAGAACAGGAAUGGCACCUGAUGUACUGAUAAAAACUCCAGAUUAUUCAACAGACAACAUCAGUCAAAAUACAUAAUUCUGGCUGUGAUAUGGAGAACAGUGCGGGUAUGAAUGACCAAAGUCAUGAAUCCCUAAUGCCAUCAGGGUGGAUUAAAGUGGUUAGGCAGCGAAAAGGAGGCAAGACAGCAGGGAAACUGGAUGUCUACAUAAUAAGUCCCAAAGGGCAGAGGUUCCGGUCAAAAGCGUCCCUCCAAGCUUUCCUUUUAGAAAGUGUUGAAUGGAACUUGGACAUAAACCUAUUUGAUUUCACCGCAUCCAAAGAUAAUGUCACUACCUCGGAAACACAUCCUUUAAAUGCAAAGCCCAGGAGACGAAGGAAAAAGCAACCAGAUGGACAGCAGGAGAAAAGCGAUAAAAAGAUGGAUUCCAUUCCAAGUAAAUCUAAAAAAUCCUCUUCCUUCCUCAGCAGUGAUAUUAAAGACAGAAAAGUAAGGACUCCAGAAGAUACUAACUCUAUUAACAGCAAAAUUCAAGUUGAGAGUGUUGCAGACAUAGAGGUUUGUGAAGACAAAAAUGAGGAGAUUGUGAAGGAUUGCUCACAAACUGCAUCAUUAGGAUUAGUGGAUGAUGUGAACGUGCAGAAGAGCCCUCAGAAAGUCGGGCAGCUGAGAGAGAAGCUCUUCAGACUGGCCCCUUCCAGUAAUCAGCAGAACACUUUACUUUUUCACAACAAUACACAGACAGACUUGCAGCUUUCAGUCCCCAGUCUGACUGUUGAAGCUGCAACUGGGAGUGAAACAGAAGGUGAGAAAGCAUCAGACACAGAUAUCACACAGUUUCACUGCAAAGGUGAGAACAAGUCUAAUUCUGAUGUGGAGGCUGAUGCUGACAGUCACCAGGAUGUUGAAGAGGAGGUGUUGUUACCUGACAUCACAAGUGGGAGCUGCACACCAAUGUCGGGUUCCCAGAAUAAGUCCAAGAGCUUGGAAACUAAGCGGAAAACCAGCCCUUAUUUCAGCAGAAAACCCCUUGGAGAUGGAAUUAGCCCACCUAGGAGGAAAGCCUUCAAGAAAUGGACACCUCCCCGCUCUCCCUUCAACCUCGUUCAGGAGACCCUUUUCCAUGACCCUUGGAAGCUCCUGGUUGCCACUAUUUUUUUGAACAAGACAAGUGGGAAGAUGGCCAUUCCAGUGCUGUGGCAGUUCUUUGAGCGUUACCCAUCUGCACAGAUGACCCGGGAAGCAGACUGGAAGCCCAUGUCUGAACUUAUAAAGCCACUCGGUCUGUACGAGCUUCGAGCCAAAACACUUAUCCGCUUCUCAGAUGAGUAUCUAUCGAAACAGUGGCGCUACCCUAUCGAGCUGCACGGUAUCGGAAAAUACGGCAACGACUCCUACAGGAUCUUCUGUGUUGAAGAGUGGAGACAGGUGACGCCUGAAGAUCACAUGUUAAAUAAAUAUCAUGCCUGGCUCUGUGAGACCCAGGAAACAUCGGGAAUAUGAAAAACCUCAGGGGAGAGACUGCUGACAAGAUUUUAUUGUGAUCACGAACACUGCAGUCAACCACAGUAUAUUACCAUGAAUAUGAACCUGUCUUUUUAUGCCUAAAUUAGUUUAAAAUUAUGUACUAAUAUCCUGAAAUUAAGUUCUUAAUGUUGAAUAAAAUGUUUUAACUGGUCAACAG